AUGCCGGAUACCGAAAGUAAGAAUACCGGCGAGCGGGUAGACGUAGCUACCGGAGAAGGGACUAUCCAAGGGCAAGCUAUUCCUGCCGCGGGUCCUAGCGGUACUGAUAGGGCGGCUAGUCUUCGGACGCAGGAUUUUCUUAAGAUGGAUCCGCCUACUUUUACCGGAUCCGAUCUUAACGAAGAUCCGCAGGACUUUAUUGAUCAGAUCCAAAGGACCCUAGAGGUGAUGCAUGUAUCGGGCAGAGAGACAGUGGAGUUAGCCGCAGUUCAUCGGUAUGUGGAUGGAUUGGAUCCGUAUUUGGUUAGGGAUUGUACUAUUGCUGCGCUGAAUAAAGACAUGGUUAUAGCUAGGAUCCAAGCAUUUGCACAGAAAAUGGAAGAUCAGAGACAAAGAAAAAGAACACAGGAAUUUGAAAGUGGAUCUUCUAAGAGGGCGAGAUCUACACAGGGAUCUAGUGCUCCACCACAGCAUCAGGGGUUCAGAGGCAGUCAAUUUGGGCAAAGAAGUGAGGGUCAUAGUUCGCGAUCAGUGGGUUAUCAUGGGCAAGGGAACAUGAGCCAAUCGAGAACUUCUCGAGAGCUAUGUAAUCGAUGCGGAAAGCAUCAUAUGGGCGUGCGUCGAAUGGGAACAAAUGUUUGUUUUUGGUGCGGUAUGACGGGGCAUAUGAUGAGAGAAUGCCCACGAAGGAGUGCAGGUGGCGUAACACAACCUUCGGGAUCAGCUGUUGCAUCAUCGUCACCGGUAUCUUAUUCUGGUAGAGGCGUACAACCUGCGGGUCACGCUAGAAAUGAAAAAAGAGUCGUCAGUUCCAGCGGGACUCAGAAUCGCACUUAUGCUUUAGCGGAUCGACAGAAUCUAGAGGCUUCCUCAGAUGUGGUUACGG
Molecule: messenger RNA, 886 nt
Organism: Capsicum annuum
Lineage: Eukaryota; Viridiplantae; Streptophyta; Magnoliopsida; Solanales; Solanaceae
Exons: 4
Molecular function (GO): nucleic acid binding; zinc ion binding
Source: RefSeq, a predicted model, not a curated record